AUUAAAGUUGUAAAAUAAAGGUCAAAGCACAAUCUGGCCAACACAACCUCACAAAAACAACGUUUGUUUACGCGCUUUACAACGUUUAUAAACUUUAUCACAAAUAAUCAUGGCUCGUAACGCUGAAAAGGCGAUGACAACGUUGGCUCGUUGGCGAGCAGCACAAGUCGGUGAAAUCGACAAACACAAGAAACGCCGCCCAUACCUCGCUUCCGAAUGCAAGUCACUCUACGCUUGCGAGAAAUGGCGCAUGCAAAUCAUCCGCGAGAUUGCCAAAAAAGUCGCACAAAUCCAAAACGCCGGUCUCGGCGAAUUCCGCAUCCGCGAUCUCAACGACGAAAUCAACAAACUCCUCCGCGAGAAACGCCACUGGGAGUCCCAAAUCAAAGAACUCGGCGGUCCCGAUUACUCCAAAAUCGGUCCCCGAAUGUUGGACCAUGAAGGCAAAGAAGUUCCAGGCAACCGGGGCUACAAAUACUUCGGUGCUGCCAAGGAACUACCUGGCGUGCGCGAGCUGUUUGAGCAGGAACCGCCGCCGCCUCCGCGCAAAACGCGCGCCGAGAUGAUGAAGGACAUCGACGCCGACUACUACGGCUACAUGGACGACGAUGACGGUAUUAUUAUUCCUCUGGAGAUGGCUGCUGAAAAAGAAGCGAUACAAAGGAGUAUAGCUGAAUACAAAGCGAAGAAAGAAGAAAAACUCGGUAAAGAAACAACAUCCGAUCCGGAGGAUGAAGAAGAAAAUAUCUACGCAGUACAAUCAGAUGACGAAGAUGAUAAUAAGAAAGAUACCGGUGAUGGCGCGCAGAGAUACACUGCGCAUGUGCCGGUUCCAUCGCAACAAGAUGUCGAAGCUGCGUUACUCCGUCGUAGAAAACAAGAACUCAUGGAAAAAUACGGUAUUACACCGAUGGAAACUUAAACUUAAACUAAGAUAACUAGUAAGAUUACAACAUGCGCAAAUAAAUUAAUUUUUUAUCGAUAAAAUAAAAUACCUUGAGAGUAAA
Dalotia coriaria is the source of this 1007-nucleotide messenger RNA. Its product is annotated as pre-mRNA-splicing factor ISY1 homolog. NCBI's taxonomy places the organism in Eukaryota, Metazoa, Arthropoda, Insecta, Coleoptera, Staphylinidae. The record is from RefSeq and is a predicted model, not a curated record. The transcript has 5 exons. Gene Ontology annotation, biological process: generation of catalytic spliceosome for second transesterification step; mRNA 3'-splice site recognition. The coding region runs from base 110 to 922 and encodes 270 amino acids. Gene Ontology annotation, cellular component: catalytic step 2 spliceosome; post-spliceosomal complex; post-mRNA release spliceosomal complex.